Trametes versicolor FP-101664 SS1 is the source of this 1024-nucleotide messenger RNA. RefSeq lists its product as uncharacterized. The transcript is spliced from 3 exons. Bases 13 to 930 code for a protein of 305 amino acids. Gene Ontology annotation, molecular function: protein binding. NCBI's taxonomy places the organism in Eukaryota, Fungi, Basidiomycota, Agaricomycetes, Polyporales, Polyporaceae. The record is from RefSeq and is a predicted model, not a curated record.
UCCCUCUCCGCCAUGUCCGCCCUCACCCUCACCGUCUCGACAUCGACCGCGACCACCAACACAGAACAGCAGCACGAGAUCCGUCGGCAUGCACGGUAUUGGCUCGAGGACGGCUCGCUCGUCGUGCGCGCCCAGGAUGACUUCUACAAGGUGCACCGCACGCUACUGCACCGGCACUCGAAGGUGCUUGCCGCGCUUGGGCCCUCUCCAACCGACGACGGACACACAGUCGAUGGACUAGUUGUCGUACACAUCCCGGACGCAUUAGAGGUGAGGAGCGCGGACUUUGAGGCCCUCCUCGAGCACCUCUAUCACGAUGCGCCAAUAGACGACACCGCGCCGUUCACACGCGUCGCUUCUGUGCUGCGCGCGUCGGCGAAGGAGCAGCUGGACUUUCCUGCGAUACAUGCUCUGGCGCGGACGCGGCUCGAGGGGAUGUUCCCGGCGGAUCCGGAGUCCGCGCCGUUUGCCAUGGAGCACGCAGAGGAAGCCCUUACGCUCGCGGUCAAGCACGACAUACCCUCGAUCCGCAAAGCGUUGUACUAUAGCAUUGCAACGCACUCGCACGACCACGGCGCGGACGACCCCAACGCACCUGCCCCGCGCCUGCCGCUAUCCCCCGAAUUGUCCGCGCGGUGCGACGCGCUGCUCGAUAACCUCAUCGCGCACUUCACCCCGAUCCUCUUUACCGUCGCGACCGCGGGGCACAUGGCGUGCACGGACGUGUUCGCGGAGAAGUGGAUGCCGCUCGUGAUCCAGCGCGCGCUGGACGAGAACGGACUUUGUCGGCCGCUGGAGACGUUGGAGGAGAUCAUCGCGAUCGACUGGGCGGCAGAGGGACUAUGCGAAGAGUGUGUGCGGGAUAAGAGGGAGGAGUGGAGGGGCGAGCAGAAGGAUGUCUGGGCACGUAUGGAUGGGUGGUUAAGUUGAAGAGAGUGCUGAAGCAGUCAAUUAAAUCAUGUUGUAGCAUUACUUACAGUCAUUCUAGAGGACCGCGUGUAUGUGCGCAGUAAAUCUGGAAAGA